UCCUUCAACGAUCACCAACGAUCUGCUCGUAAGCUCAAACACAACAAUAAAAUCAUGAACUUUCACCGACUCUUCCUGCUGCUGGUGGUGGCCAUCUUCCUGGUCCUCGGCGGACAUUCCGGCGUUGAAGCUGCUCCCAGGUGGAUAUUGGGCAAGAAGCUGGAAAAAGUCGGGAAGAACGUGUUCAAAGCUGCUCAGAAGGCACUGCCAGUAGUGGCCGGAUUCAAAGCUUUGGGAUAAUGAGCUUUUUGAAAAAUAAUCCCAAUUAUGUACUUAUUAAUAAUUUGGCUAAGUUAGUUUCAUAAGCUUGGCAAUGACUGAUACCGUUAAAUAAAUAAUUAUACAGUUUACAAAA
This is a messenger RNA of Culex quinquefasciatus (southern house mosquito), 355 nucleotides long. Its product is annotated as cecropin-B. Gene Ontology annotation, cellular component: extracellular region. The coding region runs from base 55 to 240 and encodes 61 amino acids. The transcript is spliced from 2 exons. Lineage: Eukaryota; Metazoa; Arthropoda; Insecta; Diptera; Culicidae. Gene Ontology annotation, biological process: antibacterial humoral response; defense response to Gram-negative bacterium; defense response to Gram-positive bacterium. The record is from RefSeq and is a predicted model, not a curated record.